This is a messenger RNA of Lacerta agilis (Sand lizard), 896 nucleotides long. RefSeq names its product cornifelin homolog A-like. Lineage: Eukaryota; Metazoa; Chordata; Lepidosauria; Squamata; Lacertidae. The record is from RefSeq and is a predicted model, not a curated record. The coding region runs from base 308 to 658 and encodes 116 amino acids. The transcript is spliced from 4 exons. Gene Ontology annotation, cellular component: cornified envelope.
AGUUGCGGUUGUAGGAACACAGCCCGAGGAGGUCAUACAAGGAUCUCCGCAAGAGAUCGGCUAUCUGAGCACGAGUCUACCUUGUUGCCAUGCCAACAGGUCUCCAUCUUCCUCCACCCUAGCAAGAUGCCAUGAAGCAAAGGGAGUCAUUUUGAGGGCCAUUAAAGAUAGCAGCAGGAUAGAACCGAACCACCACAAUCCACAGGGGAAGGGUCCCUUUGACCAAAUCCCACAAAAAUGAGCAGGAGCUGUGCAGCAAGACAGGCUGCGUACACAAUACCAGCUUAAAACACAGCUAGGAGCUGACAUGGCCUAUCAGACGGAGUUCAUCAUUGAUGCCCAGCCACAAGCUGCUGGCACCAGCUACACUUUGAGCAACCAGGGGGCCUGGAAUACAGAACUGUGUGACUGCUGUUCUGAUAUGGGCAUCUGUCUCUGUGGUACCUUCGUUCCGUGCAUCCUUGCCUGCCGUGUGUCAGAGCAGGCAGGUGAGUGCUGCUGCCUCCCAUACCUGCCUGGCACUCUCAUUGCUCUGCGGACCGGUGUGCGCGAGAGAUUCCACAUUGCGGGCUCCAUUUGUGAGGACUGGGUGGUCAUGGCCUGCUGUCCAUUCUGCGGCCUCUGUCAACUCGCCCGAGAGCUGAACACCAAGAACUGAAGCAGAAGAGAAGCUGGCAGACAUUCUUCACUCCUGCAGGGAGAAUGAAGUAGCUGGAUCAAUGGCAGUGAGGGACGGAGGCCAGCUUCUGAACCCAGAAGCGUAUCAACUGCAGAGCAAAAGACCUAUUGUCCUUGCACAAGGAAAGAGGAAAAGAUAUGGCUCUCUUCUGUUCAGCCCCUAUGGUCAUCCCACCUUGAAAAUUGUGUCAAAAUAAAAUAAUCAUUGUCUCAAACUG